Messenger RNA from Pseudogymnoascus destructans, 1547 nucleotides. RefSeq names its product ribosomal 60S subunit protein L25 (gene RPL25). Bases 65 to 535 code for a protein of 156 amino acids. Gene Ontology annotation, biological process: translation; ribosomal large subunit assembly. The record is from RefSeq and is a predicted model, not a curated record. The transcript is spliced from 4 exons. NCBI's taxonomy places the organism in Eukaryota, Fungi, Ascomycota, Leotiomycetes, Thelebolales, Thelebolaceae. Gene Ontology annotation, cellular component: ribosome; cytosolic large ribosomal subunit. Gene Ontology annotation, molecular function: structural constituent of ribosome.
CACAGAUAUCUUCCGACCUUCAAGUUCUCUCUCGACCACAACGAAUCCGACAAACUUCGACAAAAUGGCCCCUCCUAGCAAGACUGGUGGUGCCUCCAAGGCCGGCAAGGGCAACAAGAAGGCCAAUGAAGCCGCGAAGGCCGCUCUCAAGGGCGUGCACUCUCACAAGGCCCGCAAGGUCCGUCUCUCGACGACCUUCCACCGCCCGAAGACCCUGAUCCUCUCGCGCUCGCCCAAGUACCCGCGCAAGAGCAUCCCUCACCAGCCCCGCCUGGAUGAGCACCAGGUCAUCAUCCACCCGCUUAACACCGAGAGCGCGAUGAAGAAGAUCGAAGAGAACAACACCCUCGUCUUCAUUGUCAACAUCAAGGCCAACAAGCGCCAGAUCAAGGAGGCUCUCAAGAAGCUUUACGAUAUUGACACUGUCAAGAUUAACACCCUUGUCCGCCCUGAUGGAUCCAAGAAGGCCUUCGCUCGCCUGACCCCAGAUGUCGAUGCUCUCGACAUCGCCGCCACCAAGCUCGCCAUCGUCUAAGUACGUAAUGCCGGGUUCGGUUGUGGUUUUGCAAGGGAUUGGAGGGAUUAUGAUAUUUGUUCGGGCAUUAUCAGGCUGAGGUCUUCUCGUGGCUACGGGGGACUCGAUUUAAGCGGGUGUGCUAUCGAAGGGCAUUGUUACCCAGGCGUUUCUCCGUGGGGGAAUGAAUGAACAUCAAAUUCAAACAACACUUGCAAACCUAUGUAUUCUGUUGUAUCGUUUGGAUGUGAUUUGUUGUGUUGAGACCUGUGAACUCUUGUAGGCUGAUGAAUUAUACCCAUCAUAAUUCUUUGAUUUGUUGUGUAUCGACCUGUAAACUGUAGACAAAUGAGUUACGCCCAUUGUGAUGCAAUCCUAUCCAUUCGAUCGUAUCAUCAAAUCUAUUCAUCCCAGAGUGGAAGUUUCCCCUACUCUGCCAUAAAAAUACACAUCCCCAUCCCAUUCAAUCCCAUUCAUCCAUCUAUAUCAACACACCUUCCCCUCCAGUCUCAUAAUAAUACACCCCCAAUCUCCCAUCUCCCUCCUCCCCAAUCCCCCAUCUAAUCCCAGAUCAUUUAUCCCCUCAUCCCCUCAAGCUGCUUAAUAACCAAGAAAUUCGCAUCCAAAAAGCGAUCCACGCAGUUCCUCGCGCACGUCUCCUCGCUCUUAUCCAGCUUCCCGCUCUUGAUGCUGCCGGUCACGCACUUGGUCCAGCAGAUGUCUGUUAGGUUGUGGACGGCUGGAUACGCAAUUAGCACUUGCUCCCUGGCUUCUGUUUGGCAAGGGUGUUGUGGAUGGGUGAAGUGGGAGGGGAGGGGAAGGAAGGGCCCACGCGGAGGGGAUGGAGGAGGCAGGGAGGUAGGAUGAGGUUUGGGAGGAGAAGGGACAUACACUGCUGCAACUUGCUCUUCUGCGUCUCAUUCUGGAUGAACUGCUGCAGCUCCUGCUUGUCGCGCUGGGUCAGGCUGUUGACGUCGAAUUCGCCGUUGGCGUCCAUUGUGUUUUCGGUUUUUGGUUUUUGUGUAGAUAGGUG